Ictalurus punctatus (channel catfish) is the source of this 3225-nucleotide messenger RNA. RefSeq lists its product as uncharacterized. The transcript is spliced from 5 exons. The record is from RefSeq and is a predicted model, not a curated record. The coding region runs from base 55 to 849 and encodes 264 amino acids. NCBI's taxonomy places the organism in Eukaryota, Metazoa, Chordata, Actinopteri, Siluriformes, Ictaluridae.
ACAGAAAACUGAAACUGUUUUCUCCAUUUCUCUCUGAAAUUCUUUAGAAGAAAGAUGAACACAAAAGGCAGUGUUACAGUCUUAUUCCUCUGUUUCCUGACUCUGUUCCCUGACUUAACAGACUGUAGCACAUGUCAGAAAAAUAUAUUAGAAGGGGACAAUCUCACCUUUAAACUGACUGACAGGCCGCUUAAGGAUGAUGAUCGAUUCACUAUAAAAAAAGACAAUAAAGCGGUAGUCCGCAAAAAGAAUAACAAACAAGAGGGACUAGGGAUCGUCAAAAAUGAUUCCCUGGAGCUCCAACAUGUGAACCUGAGCAAUUCUGGGACAUACGGUGUUGAGGUAUUUGAUGUGAAUGGCACCAACUUAAAAUCAUACUCAGAAAUCAUCUGUGUUUAUGCAAAAGUCCCAAAGCCAAGAGUGAAUAUUACAUGUCAGGAUGAGAAAGUUGACUUCAGAUGUGAUGUUGAAGUUGACAAAGAUCAAAGAUCAGCUAUAUCUUACAGCUGGCACAAAAAUGGGAAAGAAUUCAAGAAGAACGUAUUUAACUUCUCAAUAAAUGCAGGGGAGGAUAAAUCAGUGUAUACAUGUACUGCCCAGAAUCCAGUUCAUAAAAGCACAAGUGAUCCAGUGGAAGCAGCAUGUUUCAAGCAUGCAGUCUUUGGCAUUGACACAAAGUGGCACAAGGUCCGCAUCAUAGCAGGUGCAGGAGGUUUCGUAUUGUUAUUUGUGCUGAUAAUUGUAGUGGUGACUGUUGCCUGUUGUGCCUGCAGACUCAAAGAGGAACAACAGCGAGUUACAGAUGAAGAAGCGUUAAGAACGAACAAUCUACACAGCGUCACUCAAUAACUUCCAACCCACACCUCUUGAUCACUCGUGUUCAGUAACAGCUUUGUAACAGAUCCUUGUCAGCGUCACAGUGGAUCCAUACACUGUCCUGGGAAAACUGGGCAUGAUGUAGGAACAUGUUUAAAAUAACAUCAAUAUCUAGCAGAUGCCUACCAUUAAUAAUUUUUAAAAAAGCAGAUAAUAUAAGAAAUUUAACAGUACUAUUAUUAUUUUUUUAACUUUAUAUUUAUAAUCCUGUAUAUUUUGUUCAUUUCUUUAUUACUUUGUAGGGUAGAGCCAGCACAAUUCUAAUUUUCUCUAAAUACACAUGUAAUGUCUUUAUUUCCAUGUAGGCAUGUGGUUUUCCAGUCGCAGGUGAAAUUUAUAAGGUCACGGUUGCAUUUUUUGGGCUACUUUCAGAAUUGAUCACAGCUGUUGUUAAAAAAACAUUAAACAGCUGAAAAGCAAAAAUAAUUGUCAUGUGUUGAAGUCAGAAGUUUACAUACACUUAGGUUGUAGUCAUUAAAACUCUUUCUUUAUAACCAAUUCACAGAUUUCAUACUAGCAAAUUAAAGUUUUGGCAUUUAAGACAUGACAUAUGUGUGCAUGAUAUGAGGAAUUUUUACAAUUGUUUACAGAUUGUUUCACUUUUACUUUGACUAUAUCACAAUUCCAGGGGGUCAGAAUGGGUUUACAUACACUAAGUUAACUGUUCCUUUUAACAGCCUGGAAAAUUCCCCAAAAUGAUGCCAAGCCUUUAGGCAAAUAGCCAAUUAGCUUCUGAUAGAUUGUAUUUUAAGGGCUACCUUCAAACUCAGUGCCUCUUUGCUUGAAAUCAUGGGAAAGUCAAAAGAAAUCAGCCCAGACCUCAGAAAAAAAGUCUGGUUUAUUGUUGGGAGCAAUUUCCAAAUGCCUAAAGAUACCAAAUUCAUGUGUAUGCAAGUAUAAAUAUCCUUGGACUAUGCAGCCAUCAUACUGCUCUGGAAGGAGAUGCAUUCUGUCUCCUAGUGAUGAACAUAUUUUGGUGAGAAAAGUGCAAAUAAAUCGCAGAACAACAUCAAAGGACCUUCUGAAGAUGCUGGAUGAAACAGUUAGACAAGUAUCUAUGUCCAAGGUAAAACAAAUUCCUAUCGAGUUUGCAUGUGCACAUGGGGGAAAAGAUUUUACUUUUUGGAGAAAUAUCCUCUGGUCUGAUCACACAAAUGUGUAACUGUUUGGCCUUAAUGACCAUCGGUAUGUUUCUAGGAAAAAGGUGAGACCUGGAAACUGAAGAACACCGUGAAGCAACAUGUUGUGGGGGUGCGUUGCUUCACUAGGGACUGGUGCACUUCAAAAAACAGAUGGAAUCAUGAGGACCAACAGUUCAAGGCAUAAGCCAUUAAGUUAAAGCUUGGUCACAAAUGGGUCUUCCAAACAGACAAUCACCCCAAGCAUACCUCCAUAGUUGUGGCAAAAUGGCUUAAGGACAACAGGGUCAAGGUAUUGGAGUGGCCAACACAAAGCCUUAUCAAACACAAAUGCUUUAUCUUGUGUUAUAAUCUUUAAAAAGUUCUUGUAUGUUUCUUUACAGUUUUAAGCACUGUGUGAAAGGUGUUUUAUACCCAACCCCCAACCCUGUCAACAUGAGGUGAACGUGCUAACCACUAAGCCACUGUGCACCUUGUUACAAUCUUAUGUUAUUGUGAGAUUUAUUUCUCUGUUUUAUAUUAAUUAUUUCUCUGAUUUAUAUUAUAUUUAUUUUAUUUUAAAUGUUUAUGUGCGAUUAGGCUAAUUUAUGUUAUGAGUCAUUUAUAUUUCAAUAGAAUUGUGUUGAGUAUGAGAAGUAGUGCUGUGGCGCUUGUGCGAGUGAUGCACUGAGUUCAUGUUGCGGUCGGGGGACAUGCGCAAGAGGAGAGUGCCAAAAAGUUCAUGUCAGUGACUCAAUGAGGAAAUGUAGCUCUGACAAUAAAGUUAGUAAAAGCUUUAUUUCUAAGUGUGUAUGCCUGCAUUAUUCAAACCCGUUUAGAGAUUGGACCUUCGCAAGUUCUCCUUAACCGCUCUUACAUUAUUUUAUGUUCCUUUACAGUUUUAAAGUUUUAAGCACUGUGUGAAAUAUGCUAUAUAUAAAUAAAGUUUAAAUAAAGUUCGGUUUAUUCAACCUAGUCUGAAAUACUCAGCAAGUUCAACCUGACAUGUGUUUAGACAGGUACAGACAGUUUGUUUUUGCCUUCAGCAAAGAUCCUUUUCCAACCACAGGAUCACUUUUAGCUGGGUAUUUUUUUCCUUUAAGCACAGACCACGUAACCAUCAUUGAUGUGUAAAAGUUCAAGCAGCACAGCAUACACUCAUCUCAGUAUAGUAUUUACAAUCAUUUGUGAAAAAUAAGUACACCACAUGGAAAUGGUUGUUUUUUUUUUG